UAUUCCUUACGUCGAAUGUGGUUUGUAAUACGUGAUGCGUGAUAUGUAUUAUUUAGAAUUGAAUCGAAUUAAACGAAACCAUGCAAGCUUUACACUUUUUUUACAAUAGCAAUGUACUUUAUAAUUGCCUAUAACUGAAACACAAUUGUGUUACACCGAUACUUAAUAUAAGCAAUAUUACUUGCUGAUUAUUUAAGCUGCGGCGUGUAUAAAACUGUAAGUAUGUAUAGAUUUCUAAUUAGGCGAACAAUAGUCACAAGUGGGGUUCAGAGAAACAAUAAUAACAAACUAGCUAAAACUGUCAAGUCAACAACUACGCAAUCGAAAAAACGACACAAAUAUUCGGAAACUAUUUUACUUCCACGAACUAAAUUUCAAGUGCAACUUAACGGAAAAGAGCGAAUAGAAAAAGAUGAAUAUUUAACUAAGAAGUGUGGAUUUUCCGAAUUGUACGAAUGGCAAAGGAAACAUUUGCCAGGACCAGAUUUUAUUUUACACGACGGGCCUCCUUAUGCAAAUGGAACUCCACAUAUGGGACAUGCUAUCAAUAAGAUUCUUAAGGAUAUAACGUUAAGGCAUAAGGUUGUGUGUGGAAAUAGAGUGCAUUAUGUACCAGGCUGGGAUUGUCAUGGAUUGCCAGUUGAGUUAAAAGCCAUUCGUAAUAAUGCCCAAGUGGACCCUGUGGAGAUUAGGAAGAAAGCCCGCAAGUACGCUAAGGAAGCUAUUGUCAAGCAGAAAGAAGCAUUUCAAUCGUGGGGUGUGAUGGCUGAUUGGAGCGAGACUGGAUGUUAUUUUACCAAUCGGUGUUCGUACAUGAAGAAUCAACUUUAUCAGUUUGUAAAGUUGUAUGAGAAGGGUACUGUGUUUAGGGAUUUUAUGCCAGUCUAUUGGUCUCCCUCCUCGAGAACAGCACUAGCGGAAUCUGAAUUAGAAUAUAAUCAACAGCAUCGAAGUAAAGCUGUGAUUAUACGUUUACGUGUUGAUAAUCUUCCAGAAAAAUUAAAUUCGUUUAAUAAUCGUAUGGUAUAUGCAUUAAUAUGGACUACUACACCGUGGAGUUUAGUAGCCAACGAAGCUUUAGCUUUUUCUGCGGAUGCUAUGUAUAGUCUUGCCGAAGACGAUAAAGGUAACUUGAACAUUGUUGCCGACGAAUUAUUAAAAGCUACCGAAUUGAAAGUUGGUCCUUUGAGACCGGUAAUAAGCUUCGAAGGUGGAGAAUUGGAGGGUAGCAUGUAUUUUCAUCCUUUGAAGGAAGAGAAGAAAUGUCCUUUUUUAGCCGCACGUCAUGUUACGACAAACAUCGGAACGGGUUUAGUUCAUACUGCUCCUGCACAUGGUCCGGAAGAUUUUUUGGUCGCACUUGAAAAUAACAUUGAUGUUUUGUCUGUGGUAGACGAGGAAGGUCGGUAUACGGAAGCAGCUGGUUCAGAUUUCCAUGGAUUAGAGGUAUUAACAGAGGGAGUGGAUAAAGUGUUGAAGAUAGUGGCUCGGGAUGCGUUGCAUGUCGAAACAAUUACGCACAGUUACCCGUAUGAUUGGCGAACCAAACAGCCAGUUCUUAUCCGUGCUAGUAGUCAAUGGUUUAUUGAUAUAAAUUCUAUCAGGGAAAAAGUAGUUGAUAGCAUUGCGGAUGUAAAGAUAUAUCCUAGAUGUAAUCGUACAUCUUUUACAAAUGCUUUACUUGCUGGAGUAAAGAAUCGACCGUACUGGUGUAUUUCGCGACAACGUUCUUGGGGAACACCUAUACCGGUACUUUAUAGUAAAACAACAGGCAAACCAUUUACGAACAUAGAAUUAGUUGAGCGUUUAUGCAAAUCGAUAGAUCGAUAUGGUCCUGAUUGUUGGUGGGAAUACUCGGUGAAAGAAUUAAUAGGAUUAGACGUAUUUAAAAGGAUGAACAUUGCUGUGGACGAUGUAGUGAAAGGAAAGGAUAUUAUGGACAUUUGGUUUGACAGUGGAAUUUCAUGGUCGAUAGUUCCACCUGAAGGAAAAGCAAAUCUUUGUUUAGAAGGUUACGAUCAAUUUGGUGGUUGGUUCCAAUCGUCUUUAAUAACAUCUGUAGCUUUACAGGAAUGUUCGCCUUAUAGUGCGUUAUUUGUACAUGGAUUCGCAGUCGAUGAAAACUGUUUAAAAAUGUCAAAGUCUGUAGGAAACGUAAUAAAUCCCGAACAACUCUUAUUGGGUGGAUCUAAUUUGGAAAAAAAUCCAAUAUAUGGUGUCGAUGUUUUAAGGUGGUGGGUAGCUAAUCACGGAUCUCAAAAUACACAAGUGCCAGUUUCAAAAAAUGUAUUGGAUGGAUGUAAACAAUGUAUUCAUAAGCUUCGUUUAAUGCUGCGCUUCCUUCUGGGUGUACUUCAUCCUUAUCGUGAAGUUAUAAAUUUCGAACCUCGAUAUCGAAUUAUUGACAAACAUAUGUUAUACUUAUUGUAUCGUUACAAUGAACAGAUGCAGCAACAUUACAGCAACUAUGAGUAUCACAAUGCUGGUAAAAUGAUCACGCACUUCGUAGCGAAUGAUGUGUCGGCCCUUUAUUGCACUUUAAUAAAAGAUAGACUGUAUUGCGAUGAGAUAAUGUCUUCGAGUCGUAUCGCAGCCGUACAAGUUGUAAAAGAAAUUUUCAAUGUUCUUGUAAGAACCGUUGCCCCAAUUAUCCCGCAUUUAGCAGAAGAAGUAUGGCUAUACUAUUCCGAAAGUCAGGCGUCGAUACCACUACACUGUACACAAUAUAAGGUAUCGGAGUCUUGGAAUGAUCCCGAAUUCGUAAAAUGCAUGGAUGUGGCCCUUCGAUUGAGGAAUAACGUUUUGAAUAUCGUUGAUAAAAAUACGUGGAAACUGUACGGCAUUGUAAAAGCCACGAGAGAAGAUUUCUGUUUGCUUUCUACUCUUCACAACGAGAAGCAACCAUCUACGUCCGAAUUGUGUGAAAUAUUGCAACUGUCUUCGGUAACAUUGAUCGAAGAUCAUACGAUCGAUGAAACGCAAAUUCAAGUUCACGACAUUCCGAAGGCGUUGUGUGAACGAUGUAGGAGGUAUCCUGAAACUGGAGAAGAAAGUGGUUUAUGCUUACGUUGUACCGAAGUACUCGGUAAAGAUAAAUCGAUGGCCGCGGUUGCAUAAUAGAAUGUUUCAGGUGAUA
This is a messenger RNA of Habropoda laboriosa, 3136 nucleotides long. It is a transcript of the gene IleRS-m, whose product is annotated as isoleucine--tRNA ligase, mitochondrial. Lineage: Eukaryota; Metazoa; Arthropoda; Insecta; Hymenoptera; Apidae. Gene Ontology annotation, molecular function: tRNA binding; aminoacyl-tRNA deacylase activity; ATP binding. Bases 223 to 3117 code for a protein of 964 amino acids. Gene Ontology annotation, biological process: isoleucyl-tRNA aminoacylation. The transcript has 15 exons. Gene Ontology annotation, cellular component: cytosol. The record is from RefSeq and is a predicted model, not a curated record.